Messenger RNA from Galeopterus variegatus (Sunda flying lemur), 2371 nucleotides. RefSeq names its product solute carrier family 41 (magnesium transporter), member 2 (gene SLC41A2). The record is from RefSeq and is a predicted model, not a curated record. Lineage: Eukaryota; Metazoa; Chordata; Mammalia; Dermoptera; Cynocephalidae. Bases 83 to 1801 code for a protein of 572 amino acids. The transcript has 10 exons. Gene Ontology annotation, molecular function: monoatomic cation transmembrane transporter activity. Gene Ontology annotation, biological process: monoatomic cation transport. Gene Ontology annotation, cellular component: plasma membrane.
AGUGUUCGUGUGGUUCUGAUUCAUCUGCUAUGGUUCACAAACCUUGAGAUCUGAGCAGUACAGGGUCUUUUGCGAUGACAAUAUGACUAAUAGUAAAGGAAGAUCUAUUACUAAUAAAACAAGCGGUGGCCCAAGUAUUGGAGGAGAUUUUGUAGAUUGGACUUUAAAUUUAAAUACAAUUCAAUCUGAUAAGUUUUUAAAUUUUCUGUUGAGUAUGGUUCCAGUAAUUUACCAGAAAAACCAGGAAGACAGGCACAAGAAAGCAAAUGGUAUUUGGCAGGAUGGAUUAUCAACUGCAGCACAGACUUUCAGUAAUAGAUCUGAGCAACACAUGGAGUAUCACAGUUUCUCAGAGCAGUCUUUUCAUGGCAAUAAUGGGCACACACCAAGCUGUAGCCAAAAGUACGAUGACUAUGCCAAUUAUAAUUACUGUGAUGUAAAGGAGACUUCAGAAACUACUGCCAUGUUACAAGAUGAAGAUAUAUCUAGUGAUGGUGAUGAAGAUGCUAUUGUGGAAACAAACCAAAAACUACCAAAAGAAUCCAGUGGCAUCAUGGCAUUGCAAAUACUUGUGCCAUUUUUGCUAGCUGGUUUUGGAACAGUUUCAGCUGGCAUGGUUUUGGAUAUAGUACAGCACUGGGAAGUGUUCAAAAAAGUAACAGAAGUUUUCAUUUUAGUUCCUGCACUUCUUGGUCUCAAAGGGAACUUGGAGAUGACAUUGGCAUCCAGAUUGUCCACUGCAGUAAAUAUUGGGAAGAUGGAUUCACCCAUUGAAAAGUGGAACCUAAUAAUUGGCAACUUGGCUUUAAAGCAGGUUCAGGCAACAGUAGUUGGUUUUCUAGCAGCUGUGGCGGCAAUUAUAUUGGGCUGGAUUCCAGAGGGAAAAUAUUACCUUGAUCAUUCCAUACUUUUGUGCUCUAGCAGUGUGGCAACUGCCUUCAUUGCAUCUCUUCUGCAGGGAAUAAUAAUGGUUGGGGUCAUCGUUGGUUCAAAGAAGACUGGUAUAAAUCCUGAUAAUGUUGCUACACCCAUUGCUGCUAGUUUUGGCGACCUUAUAACUCUUGCUAUAUUAGCUUGGAUAAGUCAGGGUUUGUACUCCUGUCUUGAGACCUAUUACUACAUUUCUCCAUUAGUUGGUGUCUUUUUCUUGGCUCUAACUCCUAUCUGGAUUAUAAUAGCUGCUAAACAUCCAGCCACAAGGACAGUUCUCCACUCAGGCUGGGAGCCUGUUAUAACAGCUAUGGUUAUAAGUAGCAUUGGGGGCCUUAUUCUGGACACAACUGUAUCUGACCCAAACUUGGUUGGGAUUGUUGUUUAUACACCAGUUAUUAAUGGUAUUGGUGGUAAUUUGGUGGCCAUUCAGGCUAGCAGGAUUUCUACUUACCUCCAUUUACAUAGCAUUCCAGGAGAAUUGCCUGAUGAACCCAAAGGUUGUUACUAUCCAUUUAAAACUUUUUUUGGUUCAGGAGUAAAUAAUAAGUCUGCCCAAGUUCUACUGCUUUUAGUUAUUCCUGGACAUUUAAUUUUCCUCUAUACUAUUCAUUUGAUGAAAAGUGGUCAUACUUCUUUAACUAUAAUCUUCGUAGUAGUAUACUUAUUUGCUGCUGUGUUACAGGUAUUCACUCUACUGUGGAUUGCUGAUUGGAUGGUCCAUCACUUCUGGAGGAAAGGAAAGGACCCAGAUAGUUUCUCCAUCCCCUAUCUAACAGCAUUGGGUGAUCUGCUCGGGACAGCUUUGUUAGCCUUAAGUUUUCAUUUUCUUUGGCUUAUUGGAGAUCGAGAUGGAGAUGUUGGAGACUAACAAAUCCUACAAACUGCUCUCAAAUUACCAAGGAGGAAAACACAAAACAACCACUUACAGCUCUUUUUCAAAACUCAAAUCAGUAGUUUGACUUCUGCCAGGGUAAUCUUCACUUGGCCCUGGUUCAGUUAUAUGGCCUUAACAUUUUUUUAAGGAAUUUGUGUUGAAACCAGAAUGAACAGUAUUUGCUCUGCUUUUCAUAGAAUAAACGAUAAUUUGACAUAGACAUAGAUACAGCUCAAGAUCUGAAAUUAAUUAAAUAAGAAACAAUAUAGGUUGUUUACAAUGUGAAAUAAUUUUGAAACCACAAACAUAGCCGAAAUGUGCUUUAUUAUUGUUUGGCUUAUAAUGCAAGGUUAGAGGAAACAGCUCUAGUUUAGCCUUUUUUUUCUCACAGAUGUGUUGUACUGCAGAGCAUACUAUAAAAUGAAGGGUGCCCAACCAAACUUUUAUAGUUUUAAUUGUGCCCACUUCUGUGCUAGCUGAGGAUAAAUUUACCAAUUACUUGUUCCUAAAUUGACCUAAAUAUGUUCUGCUGAGCAUAAGAUAAACUGACUUUUACCUGCAUCU